AUGACCCAAUUCCGUCCCUGCAUCGACCUCCACUCAGGACAAGUCAAGCAGAUCGUCGGCGGCACUCUAAGCAACGUCGAGUCAGAUCUGAAGACAAACUAUGUAUCGAAACUUCCAGCUGGCCACUAUGCAGGCUUGUACCAAAAGCACAACCUUCGCGGUGGCCAUGUUGUGAAGCUAGGCCCCGGCAAUGACGAUGCGGCCAAGGAAGCGCUGAGGACAUGGCCUGGCGGUUUGCAGGUUGCGGGUGGCAUUACGGAUGAGAAUGCCCAGUAUUGGAUUGAUCAGGGCGCUGAUAAGGUAAUAAUCACAUCGUUCCUCUUCCCGGAGGGCCAGUUCUCUCUUGAGCGGCUACAGUCCGUCCUCGCCGCUCUAGGGGGUGACAAGUCAAAGCUCGUUCUCGAUCUAAGUUGUCGGAGAAAGGACAAUACGUGGUUUGUAGCUAUGAACCGCUGGCAGACCAUCACCGAGAUGGAAAUUAAUCAAGAAUCAAUCUCAUUGCUUGAGCCACACUGUUCCGAGUUUCUCAUCCACGCUGCAGACGUGGAAGGGUUGCAGCAGGGCGUUGACGAGGAGCUGAUAUCAAGGCUCUCGGAGUGGUGCUCCAUACCUGUUACGUAUGCGGGUGGAGCAAGGAGCCUGCAGGAUCUUGAGAAAGUGCAUGUUAGUAGUAAAGGCAAGGUGGAUUUGACGAUAGGGAGCGCGUUGGAUAUUUUCGGUGGUUCCGGGGUGACGUUUGAUGAGUGUGUUCAGUGGAACAAGGAUCAUUGA
Messenger RNA from Aspergillus puulaauensis, 771 nucleotides. RefSeq names its product 1-(5-phosphoribosyl)-5- ((5-phosphoribosylamino)methylideneamino)imidazole-4-carboxamide isomerase HIS6 (gene HIS6). Gene Ontology annotation, cellular component: cytoplasm. The record is from RefSeq and is a predicted model, not a curated record. Gene Ontology annotation, molecular function: 1-(5-phosphoribosyl)-5-[(5-phosphoribosylamino)methylideneamino]imidazole-4-carboxamide isomerase activity. The transcript is spliced from 3 exons. Gene Ontology annotation, biological process: L-histidine biosynthetic process; L-tryptophan biosynthetic process. Lineage: Eukaryota; Fungi; Ascomycota; Eurotiomycetes; Eurotiales; Aspergillaceae. The coding region runs from base 1 to 771 and encodes 256 amino acids.